Messenger RNA from Scatophagus argus, 3787 nucleotides. Its product is annotated as glypican-6-like. The record is from RefSeq and is a predicted model, not a curated record. Gene Ontology annotation, cellular component: extracellular region; synapse; cell surface. The transcript has 9 exons. NCBI's taxonomy places the organism in Eukaryota, Metazoa, Chordata, Actinopteri, Scatophagidae. The coding region runs from base 559 to 2220 and encodes 553 amino acids. Gene Ontology annotation, biological process: regulation of signal transduction; cell migration; regulation of protein localization to membrane.
GAACAAAAAAUGAACUCUUUCAAACAUGACAGAUUUUUAUUAUAUCCCACAGUCCACCUACAUCUCUACCUGUUUAGUCUUCUUCUUAGAUUUCAACUCCAUCUGUGUCGGUAGGUGCCUCCCUGCUUCACCCCACCAAAACGGAUGAGGCUGGAUUCCACUCCAUAUUUUGUGUCCCACUUUGCCUUGCCAGUGUAUCUACCGUGAACACAGAGCGGUCCCCUCCACACAGCAUUUCCACUUCAACACAGCGACCAGGGGCUUCGUCUGCUCAGCGAAGUUGACUUAACGCGCUGGGAAACGCACCGCCUGGAUUCAUGUGGCACCUCCAUGCUCGCAGUCCUCUUUUCUGCGGCGCCGGGGGGACUUUUAACCAUUCUCGGUUGCGAUAGGGACCAGUUUUGUUUCGGGGAAUGUGUUUGUAGACACUAAUAGUUUAGUUGCAACCAUUAAACGCCCUGUCAUCAAGUACCUGCGGAUCUAUUGCAGGGGAGUUUUACCAGCAAGCAGGAUACUGCAGAGAGCCCGAAACAAUAAGGAUCUUGACAGAAGUGAACAAUGCUCAGACUAGAGACUAUCAUUUGCACUUUUUCUGUGCUGUCUGUUGCAGCGAGAGCAGAUUUUAAGGCACGAAAUUGCAGCGAGGUGAGGGAGGCUUGUGUCGGGAAAGGCUUCAGCUUCGCACAUGUUCCUCUUCAGGAGAUCCCAGGUGAACAUCUUCGUGUAUGUCCUCAGGGAAACACAUGUUGCACCCAGGAAAUGGAAGACAAAUUUGGCCAACAGAGUAAACAAGACUUUGAGAAUCUUGUUGAUGAAACGAGUCAUGAAUUGAGAAGCACCUUUGUUUCCAGACAUAAAAGGUUUGAUGAAUUCUUCCUGGAGCUACUGGAGAACACAGAGAGGUCCCUGAAUGAGAUGUUUGUGAGGACUUACGGUAAACCUUACAUGCAGAACUCGGAGGUCUUUGAGAACCUCUUCGCCGAGCUGAAGCGCUAUUACACAGGAGGAAAUGUUAACCUGGAGGAGAUGCUUAAUGACUUUUGGUCGCGGCUGCUGGAGCGUAUGUUCACGCUGCUCAACUCCCAGUAUGUCAUCACUGAGGACUAUCUGGAGUGUAUCAGUAAGUACACCGACCAGCUCAAGCCCUUUGGAGACGUGCCCAGGAAGCUCAAGGCUCAGGUUACCCGGGCAUUCAUCGCUGCACGCACAUUUGUCCAAGGGCUCUCUGUAGGCCGGGAGGUGGCCCAGAGGGUUUCAAAGGUAAGCAGCACUCCAGCGUGUAUGCGAGCUCUGACCAAGAUGCUCUACUGCCCUUUUUGUCAGGGCAUGCCGGCAGUUAAACCGUGUAAGAACUACUGCCUGAAUGUCAUGAAAGGCUGUCUGGCCAAUCAAGCUGAUCUGGAUCCAGAGUGGAACCUGUAUAUUGACGCCAUGCUGCUGGUGGCACAGAGGCUGGAGGGACCUUUCAACAUUGAAUCUGUCAUGGAGCCUAUUGAUGUCAAGAUUUCAGAGGCCAUCAUGAAUAUGCAAGAUAACAGUGCCCAGGUCUCCUACAGGGUUUUUCAAGGCUGUGGCCAGCCAAAACCCGCAGGCAUGACUAGGUCUACCCGUGGUGUUUCGGAUGUGUUCAACGCUCGCUUCAGGCCAUACAGCCCAGAAGAGCGGCCUACCACUGCAGCUGGCACCAGCCUAGACAGACUGGUGGUUGACAUAAAAGAGAAACUGAAGCUGUCUAAGAAAUUUUGGUCCAACCUGCCCGAGGCGAUGUGCGUGGAGGACAGAGUGACCGCUGGAAAUGCCAGCGAUGACGAGUGCUGGAAUGGACACACCAAGGGCAGGUAUUUCCCUGAAGUUCAAAAGGAUGGACUGACCAACCAGGUGAAUAACCCAGAGGUGGGCGUGGACAUCACCCGCCCAGACACCUUCAUCCGCCAGCAGAUCAUGGCUCUGAGGGUGAUGACCAACAAGUUGAAAAAUGCCUACAACGGCAAUGAUAUCUACUUUCAGGACUCAAGCGAUGAAGGCAGCGGCUCCGGCAGUGGCAGCGGCUGCACAGAAGCCUGCCCCACAGAUAUGGAUGGUGCUGCUACUGAAGCCCCAGUGGUGGAAGCUGACCGUAGUGGUCCUGUGGAUGACUCUGACCCGCUCCGUGCUCCCUCUGUAGCCCUGCCAGCCAUGCUGGCCCUCUCAGCCCUGGCACUCCACCGACAAUGGAGAUAAUGCUGGAGGAACUGGCUAAACAUGGACAGCAGGGUUUUUUUCCUCUCUUUUUUUUUUUUUUUUUUUUUUGCAGUUUUUGUAUUCAGGCAGAUUGGAGCGACAGUGAAGCAGACAGUAUUCAGGCUGCCAGCCUCAAGGCUAGAGGAGUCUGCUCUGAAAAAGAGAGCAGUCAUGCAUCGUGAUUUCCCACUUUCCCAAAGAUCAUGCAGUGCCAUCUUUUGACUCUAUAUUUUAUGGCAUCAUUUCACCAUCUAACACUGAUGCCGACCCAACAAACUCUGCUUCAGAGAUUUCUUGCACAUCUGGCAGGUAUUAAUGUAGGUCUCCAUGUGGAAAAAUAUAACACGCACUUUGAUUGUUUUGAUUUUUUUUUUUUUAUGCAAAAUUGUUGUGUGUGUGUGUGUUGAAAAAUGUUGAGAAUGUGGUUAUUUCAUGCACCUAAAAGAGGCACACUAAGUUGAUUAUAUGUUUAACAUUAUAUUUUAAAACAAAUGCAAAGGAUAAUGAUGAAAUUCAGGAACAUGUGGUUUCCAACUUUUAAUUGAAUCCUUGUUUCAUAGUCAUUAAAUCAUGCGUCAGUUAUUGAUUUUUGAUGAGAAGCAGUUGAAUAUUUAUCAUAUUCCUUCAUCUUAUGUUUUGCCAUAAUUUCAAUAAUGAAAUUUGGCAAGAGGACCUGGAUCUGCUCUGCUCUUAGCUAUCCACUGAAACUCCUCAACAGCCGCCUUGUGUUAAAAGUCACAUUCUGUUUAAGGGAUAAGAUUGACAUUUUAUAUACUCAUUUGCCUUGUAUUAUCUGCACAAUAUUCUCAUAUCAUGCUGGUUUCUAAGGCUUGGCUUCAGGAGCAGAAAGCCUGGACAGAAUUCGUGUGGAGCGAUUACUGACACACAGAGAAGGUGCCACAAAUAUACAGUAAUGCUAUCAAAGUGAUGCUGGUUCUGUGGUGCUGUGGAGUGCACACCAGUUCCUUUCAGAGAGGGCUAAACAAAUUCUUAUACUAAUUCUACAGUGAUUAAUCAAUAAUUUAUUUGUUUUAUCAGUAUGGGUGUAUGUCUGCAUUAAGUGAGCUGUUCCAUAACACUUUAUAACAUCAGUGACCUUUGUGGAAAGGCACACACGGCCAAAUGACAUACAAUCCACAAAUCAACUUUUUCAAAAAUAUAUUUAAAUGGUUCUUACGCUAAUGGAAAUUAUUGGGGUUUUUUUCUUCUGUUUGUGUAGAUGGUCAUUACACUAUGAACACCCAUUCAGUACAGAAUCACCAUCACUCGUCAACUCUUGUGCUGCUGUAAUCUUUAUAUUUAAAAACAGUAAUUGGGUCCUAGUUUUUCCCCCCUGCUCACAAUAAUCUACAAGUAUUUCCACAAAUAUUCCGGAUAUUAUUUUGGAUAUUAAUAUUCUGUAUUCUGAACUUUCAAAUACAGGAGUAAGAGGAACAAAAAAAAAUAUUUGUGACUUUUUGCAUAUGUGACUGAAUAGCCAAAGGUUAUCCUCCAACUGCUUUCACAGUUUGAAUAGAAUAAAAUUUGCACUGUAGGGUUUGAAAAGCUCAGAACUGAAAUACUGACA